Messenger RNA from Penaeus indicus, 2442 nucleotides. RefSeq names its product cytoplasmic phosphatidylinositol transfer protein 1-like (gene rdgBbeta). Gene Ontology annotation, molecular function: phosphatidylinositol binding; phosphatidylinositol transfer activity. Bases 121 to 1083 code for a protein of 320 amino acids. The transcript is spliced from 9 exons. Gene Ontology annotation, biological process: phospholipid transport. Gene Ontology annotation, cellular component: cytoplasm. Lineage: Eukaryota; Metazoa; Arthropoda; Malacostraca; Decapoda; Penaeidae. The record is from RefSeq and is a predicted model, not a curated record.
AAUCAAAACAAUAAACAAAAGGCACCAAGAGAGAGCAGGUCAGACGGACGGCGAUAGACACAUGAUUCUCGUAUUUUAAGGCCUUUUCCUACACAGUUUACGACCUUCUAAUACUACACCAUGUUGAAGGAAUACAGGAUAUGUAUGCCGAUGUCGGUAGAGGAGUACCACAUUGGGCAGCUGUACAUGAUUGCCAGGCAUAGCUCUGAACAAAGUGAUGGGGGAGAGGGUGUGGAAGUAAUUGAAAAUGUUCCUCAUAGUGAUCCAAGUCACGGCAACGGGCAGUUCACAGAGAAGCGUAUUCACCUCUCUGGAAAACUUCCACCAUGGGCCAGAGCCUAUGUUCCACGAUUUAUAUAUCUAACUGAAAAAGCCUGGAACUAUUAUCCUUAUACUGAGACAGAAUACACGUGCUCUGUCAUUCCGAGGUUCAGUAUCAAGAUUCGCACACGAUAUGAGAAUAACAAUGGAUCCUCAGAAAAUUGCCUUAAUGUUAAUGAGGAGGAGCUGAAGCAAAGAAUAGUGGAUCAUGUGGAUAUCUUAACAGACCCAGUGGACGAAAGACACUACAAGAAAGAAGAGGAUCCUGCCACUUUCAAGUCGGAGAAGACUGGACGAGGACCGUUAAAAGAAGGAUGGCGUGAAUGUGCUGAUGUUAUAAUGUGCUCCUACAAACUGGUUGAUGUUUCAUUUCAAGUCUUUGGUUUCCAAACAAAAGUUGAAGAGUGGGCUCAGAGAGCUAUAAGGAACGUUCUCCUCUUGGGGCAUCGACAAGCAUUUGCAUGGAUAGAUGAGUGGCACGGCAUGACAAUAGAGGAUGUGCGCCAGUAUGAGAUAGGCAUGCAGGAGGAGACCAAUGCCAGGAUUCGAAGUGCACAGGAGAAACUAGAUAGUGAUAGUUCUGAGGCUGAGAAGAAGGAGAAAGGAAUAGACAGUGAUGGAGCAGAAGAUGCCCUUGACCAUUCAGAAGGCAGUGAAGCUGAGAAAAAACAGGACUCAAGCUCUUCCAAGGGGAGUGGGUCAGGAACUCCAGUCUCACCUCAGAAACCAGGAUAUUUUUCAUCUUGGUUUAAGUGGUCGUAGGUAUUACUAACAGAAAGGAAAAUUUGUGGCAUUGGAAAAAAAAAAAAAUGAUCUGGAAAUUUACUUAUGCAUCAGAGCUGCUGGAAUUAAAGGAGUACUUUGUAAACAUUUUUCUUUUUCUCUAAAUACUUCUUGUUUUAAUGAUUAAUUCUUCCUCCUCCUCCUCCUCUUCUUUCUCCUGCUCCUCCUGGAUAUUUUUGACCAAUUGAAUUAUAAGCCCAAGAGUUCCCUUCACUCAUGUUAAAGAGGACCAUACAAACAAUAGAGCCAAUAGAGAUGUAUUAUAAACCAAUGUGGAUGGACACAUAGAUGUUUUUUAGGAAGUCACAUAUAUAUUUUAGAAGUAUUUUAGCUUGUGGGAAUACAGCACAUAACCUGCAUUGGCUCUUACUUGUAGAAUCUAUUAUUUUCAUGAUCAAUUCUCUAUGAUGAUGAAAUAUGUAUUAUAUUUUUAUAGCAGCUUCAUUUGGAGAGUUAUCAAGGAAAUUUGUUAUGCUGAUUAUUCAUGACAUAGUUGAUAUAUGCUCGUGUGAUAUUGAACUAAUUUUUAAGCUUUCAACAAAUUGAGGUAAAGUGUUAAGUGCAAUAGCUUCAUGGGGAUUUGAUAAAAGGAUCAAUGUUAUGAAUGCAAGGCAUUUGUUUUAACUGUAGAAGGAAUAUACAUCCAGAAUACUGCUAAUUGCUAAGUUAAUAAAAACCACAUUGUAAUAUUUCUGCCACAUAUAAUGCACAUUUUUUAGGUAUAUUUAUGAAGAUUAUUAUACAAGUUUGAACGAUGAUCUUAAGCUUAGGGCACAUAAAUUUAUUUUUUUUAUGUGAGAACUGCACAAGUUACAAAACAUAUAAAAAACAAAUAAUACUUGCACUUAGGUUCAGGGUUGGUUUGCAUCAUAAAGUAAAGGAAGCAGAUGCAGAAUGCACUAUACUAUUACAGAACCUGUCUUUAUGAAUUCAAAGUAUGGAUACCAGGUAGAAGAUUGACUUAUGGCUUCGUUGUACAAAGAUUUUUAAAAAAUUUGUGUCAUAGUAUUGAUAUCUAAAUGUGAUCACCUCAUCUUGAAACUAAUUUUUGGUUUAAAAUUUUUAACCAUCGUAGAGAUGCAUCAGUCUGUAUGUAGAAGGUGUAAGAGCUUUAGUAAUCUGUGUUAAUAUUAUCAGAAUCCAUGAUGAGAACUGAUGAAACCCUCCUAAUUAUAACUGCCAGAAAUUUUGUUUCAAGCCAUGAGUUAAUGUUUAUGUUCUUUUUAUACUUAUUUUGUUUUAAUGGACUUGGUUGUAAUUCAUUACAGUGAUCUUUUAUUUAUUUUCUUGAAAAAUGGAUCUAUUGAUAAUACAAAAAAAUAAAAAAAAUAAACUGUA